AUGGGCAUCACGCGGCCCCGGGAGCCCGCGAACCCGCCGCGGGAACCCGGACGCCGACUCGCACCUCGGAACUCGAUGUCGAAUCCUUCGGUCCCCGGGCUUCUCUCGUUCUUUUUGUUCCUCGCGUUCCUCUCCUCGCCCGCCGUGGCGCACUCAAACUACCCGGGUGGAUGCAGCGCUUUGGACGGACACGGUGUAGGGAGCUACAGUACUAAUCCCGGCUACUGGAAACUGGAACUCGACGGUGGCAACACCGUGAGCACGAACGACCGCGUGGUGGUCAAACUGUACGAUUACUUGUGUAUCUUAUUUUGCAGAUACUCUUGGAAAUUGGGUCAGCCACGCACUGCCGCCGCCGCUGCCGUGAUGUAUCGCGCCUUCACCCCGCGCCCCUCGAGGCGCGUCCGCGGUGGUCCCACCGCGAUCGUGCGACUGGUCUGCGUCGUCAUCGUGAGCGCGCUGGCGUGCGACGCUGCGCCGUUCACGAACCAGCAACUCCGGGAUGCCGUUCAAGCGUGCAAAUUUGCUGAUCCCACCUAUGGGGGCUAUGACUGCUGUGCUAAGGAACCGAGGAACUGUGGACCCGCCGGGACGGACGAAAUGCAUAUGUGGGACGUGUCUCAGGUGACGGACAUGUCAGGGCUGUUCCGGGACUGGUACGACUUCCGAGCCUCAAUUGGAAACUGGGACGUGAGCUCUGUUACGAACAUGGAGCAGAUGUUUUCUCAACAAGGCAGCCUCUCCAUCUGUAACAGUUAUUCCGGCCAUAGCAGUAUUCCCUAUAAAUCCUACUGUGGGGGCGCUCUGUAUAUAUCGGGUUGGAACGUCUCUCAGGUCACGAACAUGAACCACAUGUUCCACGGCAACACAAACUUUGACACUAACUUCAUUUCAAAUUGGGACGUGGGCAAGGUCACGGAUUUCAGGGGCAUGUUUCGAGGGUGCAGCACUUUCAACCAGAACCUCUCCAGUUGGGACGUCAGUCAGGCGACAGACAUGGGUUUGAUGUUCGAAUCAGCCACCGCGUUCAACGGGGACAUCUCCGACUGGGAUGUGAGCUCAGUCACGAAGAUGGACGAUAUGUUCUAUACAGCCACCGCGUUCAACCAGGAUCUCUCGAAAUGGGACGUGAGCUCGGUGACGGACAUGUACCGCAUGUUCGCCUAUUCGGGUUUCGACGGCGCGGAUGGCGAGAUCGUCGGGAGCACCUGGACCACCGCCCAAGUCACCAACGCUCAGGACAUGUUCAUCGGAAACACAGCAUGGACCGCGAAGUACGAGAUCAUAUCCGGGACUGACCCUGACGACGGUCCGCCGAGCAGGUGGGGUAAAAAGUCUUGCCCCGUGAACUAUUACGUCAAGUCCAACAUGUGCGCGCCCUGCCCCGCGGGGAGCACCAACGCCGCGGGCGACGAUCCAUACGGAGUGGAUACUUCGUGCGAUCCCAUCAUUUGCGCACAGAACCAGCGCGUGCAGUCCAACGCGUGCGUCGCGUGCACGGGAGGUGCGGUCAGACCCGCGGGCGAUGAAGCGUCUGGCCCUGACACUUCCUGCGGAUGCCUUGAGAACCAUCACGUGUGCAAGGUGAGCUGGACGUCGGUAAAUAUGGGCUAUGGGUUAAGCUUACAGUUUCAGGCAGAUUCAGGCUCAUGCAAGGCAUGCCCCCCCGGCACCACCAGGGCUGCGGGUGACGACCCCGCCAGCGCGGCGACGACGUGCGACUACACGCCGUGCGCCGAGAAUGAGACCGUCGCCGACAGGACCGACUGGAUUUUGUGGAUUACCCACAAUUCCCUCUCCGCCUUACAAGUAUCCCCCAUCUCCUCCUACUGCCCGGGCUCAACAACAUCCACCUUGGGCGAUAUUCACAAGUUCGAAUGCAAGGCGUGUCCAACCAGCCUCGUCAACGCCGCGGGCGACGAUCCCGCGACGUUCUCAUCUGUCGGAUACUGCACAUGCCCCGUCAACACAUACGGCGAGUUAUGGACGGAAAAGUGCACUGCCUGUCCCGACGGCACCGCCGCUGCCGCGGGAGACAAGGCCCCAGGUGGCACCGGUAUCAGCGCCUGCCGGCCAAUCACGUGUGCGGAGAACGAGCGCCUCAAGAACAACACAUGUGUAAGCAAAUUCUGUGGCGCAUACGAGCGCGUUCAGAAUAAUACUUGCGUGGCGUGCCCGCCCGGGACUGUCAACGCCCCGGGCGACGACCCCGCGGGAGCCGACACCUUGUGUGACGCGCGGGGUUGCCCGCUUGACCACCACGUCGUCAAUAAGACGUGCGUGAAGUGCCGGGAGGGGCUCACGAACCUGGCGGGUGAUGACGAGUCCGGCGACGAUACCGAGUGUCGAUCAAGAGUAAUCAAGCUCUGCGGCGCGUACGAGCGCGUUCAGAAUAAUACUUGCGUGGCGUGCCCGCCCGGGACUGUCAACGCCCCGGGCGACGACCCCGCGGGAGCCGACACCUUGUGUGACGCGCGGGGUUGCCCGCUUGACCACCACGUCGUCAAUAAGACGUGCGUGAAGUGCGGGGAGGGGCUCACGAACCUGGCGGGUGACGACGAGUCCGGCGACGAUACCGUGUGUCGAGGGUACGGCUCGGGCGCUGGGGACGUGUACGGAGAGAGGAGCCUGUUCACGGCGGUCGCAGUCGCCUUGGUGACAGCAAUUUUAGACAGCAGACGAUAG
Molecule: messenger RNA, 2685 nt
Organism: Micromonas commoda
Lineage: Eukaryota; Viridiplantae; Chlorophyta; Mamiellophyceae; Mamiellales; Mamiellaceae
Exons: 1
Coding region: 1-2685 (894 amino acids)
Source: RefSeq, a predicted model, not a curated record